Messenger RNA from Tupaia belangeri chinensis (Chinese tree shrew), 1580 nucleotides. RefSeq names its product VGF nerve growth factor inducible (gene VGF). The record is from RefSeq and is a predicted model, not a curated record. Gene Ontology annotation, biological process: regulation of synaptic plasticity; carbohydrate homeostasis. Gene Ontology annotation, molecular function: neuropeptide hormone activity. The transcript is spliced from 3 exons. The annotation marks the transcript as partial. Lineage: Eukaryota; Metazoa; Chordata; Mammalia; Scandentia; Tupaiidae.
AGCUGAUGGGCUUUCUUCUGGGAAAGUCGAGCCAGUGAUGGAAGCGAGAAGCCACUGCUGGCUAUAGAGGGAAAGCACGCGGCCGAGGCGCGGGCGCUGUCCAGCGUGCUGAAGCCGGAGCGAGCAAGCCGCCCGGAGCCGCGCGGAUCCAGCUGAGCCCAGCCCACUGGACGCCAGAUCUCGACCAUCGCUCCUACCUCAGACACCGCUCGGAGCCAAGGCGGACGGGUCCCGAUCUUCCCCUAUCCCCACCCCGCCCCGACCCUCUCCAUCUCCCGCGUCGUGACACCAGCUGUCUCCUGCAGCCCUUGGUCAUGAAAUUCCAGAGGUUGCCGGCCUCCGCCCUCUUCUGCUUCCUUCUACUGAUCAAGGGGUUAGGAGCAGCGCCUCCGGGGCGCCCCGAGGCGCAGCCUCCUCCCCUUAGCCCUGAGCAUACAGAGCCGUUAGCUGGGGACGCAGUGCCAGGGCCAAAGGAUGGCAGCGCCCCAGAGGUCCGAGCAGCUCGAAAUUCCGAGCCGCAGGACGAGGGAGAGCUUUUCCAGGGCGUGGAUCCCCGGGCGCUGGCCGCGGUGCUGCUGCAGGCGCUCGACCGCCCAGCUUCGCCCCCGGCGCCGGGCAGCUCCCAGCAUGGGCCAGCGGAAGAAGCAGCAGAAGCUCUGCUGACAGAGUCGGUGCGCAGCCAGACCCACAGCCUCCCCGCUCCGGAGACCCAGGCGCCCGCGGCCCCACCUCGCCCUCAGACUCAGGAUGUUCCCGAGGCGAGCGACCCCUCUGAGGAGCUCGAGGCGCUAGCGUCCCUGCUUCAGGAACUGCGAGAUUUCAGUCCCAGUAGCGCCAAGCGGCAGCAAGAGACCGCGGCAGCGGAGACGGAAACCCGCACGCACACGCUGACCCGAGUCAAUCUGGAGAGCCCCGGGCCAGAGCGCGUGUGGCGCGCUUCCUGGGGAGAGUUCCAGGCGCGCGUCCCGGAGCGCGCGCCUCUGCCGCCCUCGACCCCCUCGCAGUUCCAGGCGCGUAUGCCUGACAGCGGACCCCUACCCGAAACCCACCAGUUCGGGGAAGGAGUGUCCUCCUCCAAAACACACCUAGGCGAGGCAUUGGCACCCCUGUCCAAGGCGUACCAAGGCUUGGGCGCCCCCUUCCCCAAGGCGCGCCGGCCGGAGAGCUCACUCCUAGGUGGCUCUGAGGCCGGGGAGCGCCUUCUACAGCAAGGGUUGGCGCAGGUAGAGGCCGGGCGGCGGCAGGCGGAGGCCACGCGGCAGGCCGCGGCGCAGGAAGAGAGGCUGGCCGACCUCGCCUCCGACCUGCUGCUCCAGUAUUUGCUGCAGGGCGGGGCUCGGCAGCGCGGCCUCGGGGGUCGGGGGCUGCAGGAGGCGGAGGAGGAGCGAGAGAGCGAGAGGGAGGAGGAGGCGGAGCAGGAGAGACGCGGCGGAGAGGAGAGGGUGGGGGAAGAGGAUGAGGAGGCGGCGGAGGCGGAGGCAGAGGCAGAGGAGGCGGAGCGGGCUCGGCAGAACGCGCUACUGUUUGCGGAGGAGGAGGACGGGGAAGCCGGGGCCGAGGACAAGCGUUCGCAGGAGGAG